AUGUCCGAAAAAUCCGUAGUGCAGACGGAUGAGCCAGCAGAAUAUACGAUCACAUUUGCACCGCAAAGAAACAAUGAUAACUUCUCUACACUCGCUCAAUUAUCGUACAAAGCCAGCAAUACUGUUGAAAUGACAGAUUUGAGUGUCGAUAAUUCAUCUCCACAAACGGAACAUCGGCAACGAUAUUUGGAGCCUACACUUGGAGCAUCGACGCUCAAAUCGGAUGACAUGUUGAAAACAAGUUCAGUACCAUCUCGUACACCUAACUUAAGCAAUGCGUGGGAGUUUGCUGGCUGGGGCUCAACAUCCUUUCUCGAACUCCAUUCUCCUUCUAAAUCAGACCGUUCAUCAUCUGGGACUCUUCUCGGCCAAUGGCGAGCAACCAGCAUAUCAGGAAACGAUCUUAUAGCAUCAGUUUUCUAUACAAUAGCAGUUGUGAUAGCGACUUCUGGUAAAUACGCACCGAUAUCACUUCUCAUAGUCUCCCUUAUUAUAUAUCCAUUUAAAAACAUCCUCAACGAAGUCGGCACGACACUCCCACUGAACGGGGGAGCAUACAACUGUCUGUUAAACACCGCUCCAAAGUGGUUUGCUGCCAUUGCUGCUGCCGUGUCGAUAUUGGACUACAUAGCCACGGCGGUCGUAAGCGCGGCUACUGCCACUGCAUAUGCGGGGAGUUAUCUGAAUCUAGGGAAGACUGUGAUAUUCUGGAUGACUAUUGGCGUACUGUGUGUAUUUGCCGGGAUAGUAUUACUGGGAAUAAGGGACUCUGCGACCGUUGCUUUGGCAAUUUUUCUGUUUCAUAACUGUGUGUUGAGCAUUCUAAUGGUUGCCGGGGUAGUAAGGUGGAUUAGCAUUGGGAAUGGCGUAUUAUCUGCUAAUUGGAAUGAAAAUCCAUCCGAGAAUGUCGCUUCGGAAAUCUUUUAUGGCGUAUGCAUUGGACUACUUGGUAUUACUGGAUAUGAGCAUUCAAGUGACUAUAUCGAAGAUCAGAAACCAGGCGUAUUUCCGAAAACCAUGCGUAAUAUGUGGGUGAACGUGUCUCUGAUCAACGCACCUCUAACACUGAUAACUCUCGCUAUAAUGCCAUUGGGGGUAAUUAAUGAGCAUCCUGAAGACAUCAUAUCUGUUUUGGGCGAAUAUGCAGCAGGCUCUUGGCUAAGGAUAUUAGUCACUGUGGAUGCAGCUAUCGUAUUAGGCGCGGGUGUACUCACGGGUAUUAUUGGUGUCAACGGCCUCGUUGAACGUAUGGCUUCAGAUCAGAUAUUACCUCAAUUCUUCCUUAUACGUAAUUCAAUUACCGGAACCAAGCAUUUUAUCAUACUUGGGUUUCUUGUAUGCUGUGUUGUCUUAUAUGCGGUUCUUGAUGGUGAUGUCACUUCGUUAGCCGGAGUGUUUGCAGUGUCAUUCCUGAGCGUGUUGUGUAUGUUUGCUAUUGGCAACAUACUAUUAAAGUAUAAGAGACAUCGAUUAUAUCGUCCGAUAAAGGUCUCGACCGGAGUAACGAUGUUUGGAUUUGCUUCUUUAUUUAUUACAUUACUUGGGAACAUCGUAAUCGAUCCGAGUUUAGCAAAAUAUUUCUUCAUAUACUUUGCUGCCAUAUAUGGAGUAAUGAUGAUUAUGCUGAAUCGAAUAUGGAUAUUAAAGACAACCUUUUUCUACUUGGACAAAAUCGUAGUUCUUCAUAAAUAUAAAAUUGGUGAUAUUAUAAUACGGAUGAUAAAAAGCAUCAAGCAGCAACCCGUCAUAUUUUUCACUAAUACGGACGAUAUUCACAUUUUGAAUAAAGUCAUAUUGUACAUCAAGAACAAUGAAUUAACCGGCACCGUCAAGUUUAUACACUUGUAUUCCAAUAUUGAUGAGAUACCUCCACGAUUGGAAUCCAAUCAUCGAAUACUCGAUGAGCUGUAUCCAAAAAUCCAAAUUGACUUGAUGUUUAUCCAAUGUCCAUUCAACCCAGAAACAGUCGACGCAAUAUCAUCACAGCUGGAUAUACCUAAAUCUCUAAUGUUCAUUUCUUGCCCUGGAGAAAACUUCCCUUAUCGCAUAGGAGAAUUUCAUGGACUACGCACCAUCAUGCUAUGA
This is a messenger RNA of Paraglomus occultum, 2085 nucleotides long. Lineage: Eukaryota; Fungi; Glomeromycota; Glomeromycetes; Paraglomerales; Paraglomeraceae. The record is from the annotation of a GenBank genome assembly.